Messenger RNA from Hibiscus syriacus, 1255 nucleotides. RefSeq lists its product as uncharacterized. Gene Ontology annotation, molecular function: protein binding; protein-macromolecule adaptor activity. The record is from RefSeq and is a predicted model, not a curated record. NCBI's taxonomy places the organism in Eukaryota, Viridiplantae, Streptophyta, Magnoliopsida, Malvales, Malvaceae. Gene Ontology annotation, cellular component: TORC1 complex; cytoplasm. The transcript has 6 exons. Gene Ontology annotation, biological process: regulation of autophagy; positive regulation of protein serine/threonine kinase activity; cellular response to amino acid stimulus. The coding region runs from base 440 to 1255 and encodes 271 amino acids.
AAAUGAGUUGAGUAUAAUUCUUUUCUGCAUGAAAGGUUAUAUAUAGUAAAUUGCUUUCUACAAAUAGCUUUUGUUUUAUUACUAAAAAAGGGACAGUGCUUCUGAAAUGAGUUGAGUGAGUUUGUAGCUGCUUGUUAUAUGCUGUUUUUGUUGACACUUUCACAAUUUAUUUCUGUAAAUCAUGCUCCCAUAUUAAUUGUUGGGCUUUCCUUUCCAGGGUAUGGGAUUGUGAGGAGGCCACUCUCCUCAAUGGUUUUGACAAUCAUGAUUUUCCAGAAAGGGAAUUUCUAAACUGUCUUUGGAAUGAGCUUGAUGACAGCUUGUUGCUUCAACCGAUGGAAAUAUCCGAGUUUGGAAAGAUUAUACACUGAGGGGGAACAGAAACUCGUUACUGCGUUUUCUUCUAUCCAAGGUCACAAAUCUGGUGUGCGGAGUUUGAAUGCAGUUUUGGACUGGCAGCAGCAGUCUGGGUAUCUUUAUUCAUCUGGGGAGAUAUCAUCCAUCAUGCUUUGGGAUCUGGAUAAUGAGCAACUUGUUAAGCCAAUACCGUCAGCCUCGGAUUGCAGUGUCUUGGCACUGGAUUCUUCUUAAGUUCAUGCUGGUCAAUUUGCAGCUGGUUUUGUGGAUGGUUCUGUCAGACUAUAUGACAUCCGGACACCCGUCAUGCUGGUUUGCACAACUAGGCCGCACACUCAGCAAAGUAGAAAGAGUCGUCGGUAUUGGCUUUCAACCUGGACUUGAUCAAGGAAAGAUUGUUAGUGCAUCCCAGGCCGGUGAUAUUCAGUUCCUCGAUAUUAGAAAUCAGAGAGAUGCAUACCUUACAAUAGUUGCUCACCGAGGAUCGCUUACAGCUUUGGAUGUUCACAGACAUGCCCCGAUAAUUGCCAGUGGGUUGGCAAAACAGCUAAUCAAAGUCUUCAGUCUGGAAGGCAAGCCACUUGGCACCAUUCAGAAGCAACAUACAUUCAUGGCGCAGAAGAUUGGUUCUGUGAGCUGCCUUACCUUCCAUCCCUACCAAGUCUUACUCGCUGCCAGUGCGUCCGAUACCUGUGUAUCUAUCUAUGCUGAUGACAACUCUCAUACAAAGAUGAUAUUUGAUUGUUUGGGGAAGUGGGAGAUCCAAGUUAAUGGUUGCAAAAGAAAUAUUCAAGUCCAGAUCAGCAUUUGGGAAUAUGCUGCUGCCAGAUUUGCAAUUCCACUGUGGAUGUAUAUUCAUUCUGAAUGUUAUAUAGAGAGAGAGGUGGAUGCAUUGUAA